AAGAAUGCAGCAUGCAGGCAAGGCAGCGCGAGCUCAGACAGAAGACAGGAAAAGGAGGAGAUCGAGUUGGUUAAAUAGCUGAAACUUACCUUUGGUGAAGACAUAGAUUAGAGAGAAAGUAAGACACAGCUCAGAGGCACUAUGAAAGGACUGAAUGUAAGCAGAUCGCAGAAAAAGGCAAAAAGUCUAACCUGAAAAUCUGAAGUAGCUUCAUCAUGCUAUGAUUUAUUGGAGAUUUUCCAAGAUCUACAUCAGACGGCAGAUUGGAAGUAGUUUGGAGAGAUGAUCAUUUCACAGAGCAGUCAUUGAUGAAAAGUGUGUGUCAAAAUUUCAAAGUAAAGCCAACCAUAAACAAAGCGCUGGUCUUAAAAACUUUGGAAGUUAAAAACAAGGAGUACUAUCAAUUUCCUGGCUGAACUACAACUGCUCUACAUACUGUAUGAUUUUGCCACCUAAUAGGAGCAACAAUGCAACAAAACAUGCAAGUUGAAUAAAAAACAGGGCCACCAAAAGACACAGGGGUGACUGCUGUAUCUUCAGAUCGAUAACAGUUUUCUCAGAAUGUCCUUAUUUUAAAGUACUUUGCUUUGAGCCGACGAUAUACACUCCACAUUCUGCUUAGAGGAAUUGCAGUACAUGCAGAGAGAGAUUAUACCUGCAGGGACAGACCAAAACCCAGACAUUAACACAAAGUCAUGAGUGAGACUAUUCUUCAGUUUCUCACAGGCUUUUGGAACAUCACCGCCAUCAAGCAUGACCAAGGCGUCUACAACACUGUGUGCCUUGCCAUUCUUCUUUCACUGCCAGCGCUGGUCCUUCUCACCUCGCUGGUGAUCUGCUGUCAUUGCUGUUGCUGUCAAAAGGACAAAGCUGGCAGAUGCUGCCAAUCCAGGAACCACACAGGCAUCUCCAAAGCUGAUGCAAAGAAGAAGAAGAAGACCACCAAGGAUGAAGACCUUUGGAUCUCAGUGAAGACUGAACCAAUGGCUUCUGAAAGAAUGACACUCACAGUGGUUUAAUGGGCACGCACACAGACACCUGCUCGCACAUACACACACACACACACAGUUCACACAUUUAAAAUCCAUGUAAACAGAGUGGAAGUGAAUGGGCAUAAUUUUAGAAAAAUACCUUUGGUGAAGACAUAGAUUAGAGAGAAAGUAAGACACAGCUCAGAGGCACUAUGAAAGGACUGAAUGUAAGCAGAUCGCAGAAAAAAUGAGUGUACGUAUGUAAUCCUUUUUAACAAUCUGACACUCAUUUUUGUGUGUAUGGAAUUGGGUACCUAAAAUGGUACCAUCACUGACUGACUGAUUCACAUGGAUUCCUGAGAGAAUGAUUAUCUACUAGUAUAUUAAAAGGGCAGAUUCUGUACUUGACUGACAUUAAAAUGAAUGUUUAUGUUUGUAGUAGUAAGGUGGAAAUUAAGCAAUGCAAAAUAUUUCUUUGCUAUACUCAGUUUUUACUUUCUCAUCAAUAUUAAUGCAAAAAGUAAAAUAUACUCUUUGUCUGCUUCUUUCUGUUAUAUUUAAUAUUUGAUUGACACAAUGUUAUAAAAGGAAUAUUCUGGAUCUUUUUCAUGUACUGAUUUUUAUCAGCUUGGCAUUCCUCUCAAAUGCAACCCAGAAUAGUUUCCUGUAUUGUGAGCUGUCCAUUCUACAGCUGAUUGAUGGAGGACAUGUGUUCCACAAACCAAAGAGCCUGAACCCAUUCACAUCAGCACAUGACUGUAGUGCAGUUUGACUUUUUGUUCCAUUACUGACUGUGCUUUCACAAAUACAACAUGCUAAACAUGC
This is a messenger RNA of Paramormyrops kingsleyae, 1796 nucleotides long. RefSeq lists its product as uncharacterized. The record is from RefSeq and is a predicted model, not a curated record. Lineage: Eukaryota; Metazoa; Chordata; Actinopteri; Osteoglossiformes; Mormyridae.